Molecule: messenger RNA, 1427 nt
Organism: Rhodamnia argentea
Lineage: Eukaryota; Viridiplantae; Streptophyta; Magnoliopsida; Myrtales; Myrtaceae
Product: polyubiquitin 4
Exons: 1
Coding region: 100-1248 (382 amino acids)
Biological process (GO): protein ubiquitination; modification-dependent protein catabolic process
Cellular component (GO): cytoplasm; nucleus
Molecular function (GO): ubiquitin protein ligase binding; protein tag activity
Source: RefSeq, a predicted model, not a curated record
CGUCUUUGCACACCAUCGGAUUCGGAAAUCGUUCUCUUCCUCAAAUCUCGUUCUGUUUUUCCCAAUUCUCUCUCGAUUCGUCAUCGCCAAGCUCUGAAGAUGCAGAUCUUCGUCAAAACCCUAACCGGCAAGACCAUCACUCUCGAGGUGGAGAGCUCCGACACGAUCGACAACGUCAAGGCCAAGAUCCAGGACAAGGAGGGCAUCCCGCCGGAUCAGCAGCGCCUCAUCUUCGCCGGCAAGCAGCUCGAGGACGGCCGUACCCUCGCCGACUACAACAUCCAGAAGGAGUCCACGCUUCACCUCGUGCUCAGGCUUCGCGGUGGCAUGCAGAUCUUCGUCAAGACCCUCACCGGGAAGACCAUCACGCUCGAGGUCGAGAGCUCCGACACGAUCGACAACGUCAAGGCCAAGAUCCAGGACAAGGAGGGCAUCCCGCCGGAUCAGCAGCGUCUGAUCUUCGCCGGCAAGCAGCUCGAGGACGGCAGGACCCUCGCCGAUUACAACAUCCAGAAAGAGUCCACGCUUCACCUUGUCCUUAGGCUCCGCGGAGGUAUGCAGAUCUUCGUCAAGACCCUGACCGGCAAGACUAUCACGCUCGAGGUCGAGAGCUCGGACACGAUCGACAACGUCAAGGCCAAGAUACAAGACAAGGAAGGCAUCCCUCCAGACCAGCAGAGGCUCAUCUUCGCCGGGAAGCAGCUGGAAGACGGCCGCACCCUUGCUGAUUAUAACAUUCAGAAGGAGUCGACCCUCCAUCUCGUGCUGCGGUUGAGGGGAGGUAUGCAGAUCUUCGUGAAGACCCUGACUGGGAAGACCAUCACGCUCGAGGUCGAGAGCUCGGACACGAUCGACAACGUCAAGGCGAAGAUACAAGACAAGGAAGGCAUCCCACCGGACCAGCAGCGGCUCAUCUUCGCCGGGAAGCAGCUGGAAGACGGCCGCACCCUUGCUGAUUACAAUAUCCAGAAAGAGUCGACCCUCCAUCUCGUGCUGCGGCUGAGGGGAGGUAUGCAGAUCUUCGUGAAGACCCUGACUGGGAAGACAAUCACUCUGGAGGUGGAGAGCUCGGACACAAUCGACAAUGUGAAGGCCAAGAUUCAGGACAAGGAGGGUAUUCCACCGGAUCAACAGCGGCUGAUCUUCGCUGGGAAGCAGCUGGAGGAUGGUCGCACCCUCGCCGAUUACAAUAUCCAGAAGGAGUCUACCCUGCACCUUGUUCUCCGUCUCCGCGGCGGCUGUUUCUGAAGAGACGGGCAUGUCCUCUUUCUGAUAAAGUCAGGAGUCCUCACAGUCGUCUUGUGAUUUCAUCUGGUGUCAUGGUGCUUAAAAGUGGCCAUUUUUCAGUAGUAUAAGCUUGUUAGCCAUAGCUGGUUCUGGUGUAGUUUUUCUUUAAUGUGAAUCAUGAAUGAAUAAACCUUUGAAUA